Messenger RNA from Chaetomium fimeti, 2395 nucleotides. RefSeq lists its product as uncharacterized. The coding region runs from base 167 to 2212 and encodes 681 amino acids. Gene Ontology annotation, biological process: regulation of DNA-templated transcription. Gene Ontology annotation, molecular function: zinc ion binding; DNA-binding transcription factor activity, RNA polymerase II-specific. The transcript has 2 exons. NCBI's taxonomy places the organism in Eukaryota, Fungi, Ascomycota, Sordariomycetes, Sordariales, Chaetomiaceae. The record is from RefSeq and is a predicted model, not a curated record.
AGCAGUUCUUAUUACCUCGGCGUUCGAAUCGUACACACACGCACACACACCCGACCCUUUGACUCCUCCUACCGCGCAACCCGGAAACGACCGGUCUCAGUCCACCCCGAAGCCGACGCCGUUUAUCGGCUCGGGAACAUUGACAUCCUGGCCCUAUUAGCCUGGAAUGGAGUUGUUCGCCCGUGAGCCGAAUUCGCCUACGCAAAUCAAGACCCCGACCUCGACCCCGACUGCACCGCCUCGACUCGACACCGCCUUCAAGCCCACCACCCGGCCGUAUCCCUCUCCUAUACACAGCAGUAUGCAUUUUGGUACCUCACAUCAAGCCAUGACCGGCAUGGCUGCCAUGUCCCCGAACGGGACAGGAGCCGCGCUUUCGGGAUUGCACAGCGGAAGUGUGUCCCCUCGCACCGUCACAGCGCCCAAGGCAGUUCAAUUCGUUCUCGUAUUUCAACAUCCACCAUACGAAGGACGCCUGCCUCUCCGCGUAUCUAUCUACCCUCAUGAUACCACCGACUCCAUCAUCACAACGGUCAAAAACUUCUAUGGCCUCUACUCGGGGCCAGGCAUUUCUAUGGGAGUCAGUUUCGAAGACGAGGAGGGAAAUACCCUCAUCGCGCGAUACGAGAACUUCAAGGGCAACAUGAUAGUACGCGUGCGUGUCAUUGACGAGCCUCUUGGGCCCGACUACCACGCUGCUUUCGGCGGUGCGCAGGGCCACCCCAACGCCACCGGUUACCCAAUCCAGGGGACCCAGCACCUAGACAGCCACGCACCCCGCCCCACGUCCAGGACAUCACGCAUGCGUAGCCCGUCUCCAAACAGUGGACGUGGGCGCCGCAGCAAUUCGACAGGUGCUAACCCCAUCGCCGGUAAGAAGGGGCGGUCCCGCUCGUCCAAGAACCGCACCCAAACGAACGGGGACGGACAUGGGGAGAGCUUCAGUGGCUACAGCAGUGGCGACGGUGCCGCCUCGUCCAGCCGAUCCAAAGAGCAGCUAGGCAAUACGGAUAUCAGCGUCGAGAACAUCGUCGAAGGUGGCCGUCGCAAGCGUACCAAGUUUGAGAGCUCGGAAUUGCCUCUCUUUGCUCCUCCCCAAAUGCCGGCCGCGACGUCAAAUCCUUCCGUUUCGCCAGCUCGUCGGGCAGACUCUCAUCGAGGGCCGCUACCAUUCCUCCAACCUGGACAGAAUCCCUUCAGCAACCCUCACCCGCUCCAUUCCCCGCAGGCAUACAUCAACGGGUUUCCGCACUCCGGCAUGUACGCCACUCCCAGCAGUGACAACCGCCGAAGUCGUGGAAGUUUUGGGUUUCAGCCCGGACAGGGAGAUGAUUCAGUGAUGCCGACGCCCGAACCUACCGUGCGCAGCGCCGUGUCCGAGGAAGACAAGGACGUUGCCAUGCAAUUGAUGCGGAUGUCGACGCACGGCCGGGCGUCCGGGUCGACCCAGGAUGACACCUGCAGCGGGAAAGCCGAUGCGGCAUCCUCCACGGGCGCGACUAGUGAUGCCGAUAGCUGUGUCGAGGAUGACGUGCCCGCCGCACGGAAACAAAACCUAGACGCUUCCGGCAGCCACAAGCACGUCUUUAGCGCCGCCGAAACCCGUUUCGCCGGUCCAGGGGACAAUGCCGACACCAGUGGCGAGGACGCCUACAGCUCGGAUAGUGCUGAUAACGGGUCGAUGGCCGCACCCACCGGAAAGGGUGGUAAACUCAAGGCCAACACGUUAGUCGGUUCCAAACCUCGCCCGCAAUCGUCACACAAGGCCAAGCCCCCCAAGCUGGCUAAGCCGAAAGCGAAGAAGCCAUCGAGCAUUGUCGGCCCCAUGACUCCGGCUUCGCUCCCCGCAUCCCGGAAGCCAUCGCUUACCUCGAACCCGGCCUUUCCUUUGGCCCCUGGCGAGGAGGAGCAGCCCGACCUCUCAACGAAGCCACGGUGCCAGCGUUGCCGCAAGAGCAAAAAGGGAUGCGACAGGCAACGCCCCUGCGGCAGGUGCCGGGAUGCUGGCAUUCCUGCGGAGCUCUGCAUUAGUGAAGACGAGGGAAACGGGCGCAAGGGCCGGUACGGUCGGCAUAUGGGCGUCCCCGUCAAGAACGACAUGCCACCCCCGGCUACAAACUUAUUACCCGCCGCUCCGAUCGCUCCUAAUGCGCUUGCGUUCGCAAUGUCGGCGCCUAGUCUUCUCGACAAGAAUAAGAAACGGAAGCGGUAGGCGGGCGGCGACGGCUGCCGCUCUCGGGUUGGACGGCGCUGGUAACACUAAUCGGCUACCGCACCCCUCCCCCCAUUGGGUUUCAGGAACGCAAGCUUCCUUUCUCUGAUUGAAAAGGUCGGCUUUUCUCCUCAAGACCGCCCAUUGUCCAAUUCCAGCAAGAUUACGCUUGGAACUAGGGCC